AUGCCCCGGCGGAGUAUCGUGGAGGUGAAAGUCCUGGACGUGCAGAAGCGGCGAGUGCCCAACAAGCAUUAUGUCUAUAUCAUCAAAGUUACUUGGUCCAGUGGUUCCACUGAAGCCAUUUAUCGACGGUACAGCAAAUUCUUUGACUUACAGAUGCAAAUGUUGGACAAAUUUCCUAUGGAAGGAGGCCAGAAGGACCCAAAGCAGAGGAUUAUUCCCUUUCUGCCUGGCAAAAUCCUCUUCAGACGCAGCCACAUCAGAGAUGUAGCUGUCAAACGCCUGAUUCCCAUUGAUGAAUACUGUAAGGCCCUGAUCCGAUUGCCACCCUACAUUUCUCAGUGUGAUGAAGUACUUCAGUUCUUCGAGACGAGACCUGAAGAUCUGAAUCCCCCCAAAGAGGAACAUAUUGGGAAGAAGAAAUCUGGGGGAGACUCGGCCUCGGUAGAUCCAAUGGUCCUGGAACAAUAUGUGGUGGUAGCAAAUUACCAGAAGCAAGAAAGUUCAGAGAUCAGCUUGUGUGUGGGCCAGGUAGUGGACAUCAUUGAGAAGAAUGAAUCAGGGUGGUGGUUUGUAAGCACAGCUGAUGAGCAGGGCUGGGUCCCGGCAACUUGUCUGGAAGGUCAGGAUGGUGGCCAGGAUGAAUUUUCUCUGCAACCUGAAGAAGAAGAGAAAUACACCGUCAUUUACCCAUAUACCGCUCGAGACCAGGAUGAAAUUAACUUGGAGAGAGGGGCCAUGGUGGAAGUUAUCCAGAAAAACCUAGAGGGCUGGUGGAAGAUCAGGUUUCAAGGUAAAGAGGGCUGGGCCCCUGCCUCCUACCUGAAAAAAGGCAGUGGAGAGCUAUUUGCUCAAAAGCUGAGCUCUGGGUCACCAGCCCAUUCGUGCACUGUUGAUGUGGAUGGCAUUUCCCGGCAGCAGAACUCAGCAGGCAGAGAGAAGGAUGUACUCAACAACCAGAGAGAUGGAAGGUUUGAGAGCCGUCCAGGCCUAGAUGGUGACAUCAAGCAAAGAUCUCCAAAGAUGAGGCAGAGACCCCCUCCUCGACGAGAUAUGACCAUACCUCGGGGUCUGAACCUGCCAAAACCCCCUAUCCCACCCCAAGUGGAAGAGGAAUAUUACACCAUUGCUGAGUUCCAGACAACUAUUCCUGAUGGAAUCAGUUUCCAGGCAGGACUGAAAGUUGAGGUGAUUGAGAAGAACCUAAGUGGCUGGUGGUACAUCCAAAUUGAUGAUAAGGAAGGCUGGGCCCCAGCAACAUUCAUUGACAAGUACAAGAAAACGAGCAAUGCCUCAAGACCCAACUUCUUAGCUCCACUGCCUAAUGAAAUGACACAGCUCCGCCUGGGGGAGGCCGUGGUGGAGAAUCACACUGGCCCUGAAGCAACUGGCCCCUCUCGGCCUUUGCCUGAAGCACCACACAACGGCAUGGACUGUGGCAUACCUUGGGCCAAAGAAUGGAAGGGUAAGGAGGGCCAUCGGAAUGUCUCUUUAGAUAUGGCUGCAUCAGCCGGGUAUGAGGAAAUCUCUGACCCAGACAUGGAGGAGAAGCCCAGCCUCCCACCACGGAAGGAGUCCAUCAUCAAAUCGGAAGGGGAACUGCAAGAGAGAGAGCGGCAAAGGAUGGAGCAGCUCAGAGGGUCCCCCAAGCCUCCUGGAAUGAUUUUGCCCAUGAUUCCACCAAAACACAUGCCCCCACCAAGGGACAACAAGAAAGCAGAGCUGAAAUCAGAUAAAGGCAAAGUGUUCCAACAGAAAAAUGAAAUGGGGCUAGAAUGUGGGCACAAAGUGCUAGCCAAAGAGGUAAAGAAGCCAAACCUCCGUCCCAUCAUCAAACCCAAAGCUGAACAGCCUGAAGACAAACCUGAGUCUUUUACCCAGAAUCCCUUCCUGAAGUCUAAACCUCAGGUUAGACCAAAACCAGCUUCUUCCCACAGGACAGAGCCUCCUCAAGCUGAGGACAGAUUGGACAUCUGCAACCUCAGGAGCAAGCUCCGACCUGCUAAGUCUCAGGAGAAGUCAUCAGAAGAGGAGAAUCACCACCCAAGUGGAAUUCACGAUGGCUCCUUCAGCAACAGUUUGCUCUCAGGAGAGGCUUCCAGCAGGCCUCUGGAGCGAGCCAUGGUAGACACCAAGCUCACACCUAAACAGGACAGUCUCACGGCAAAGGACAUUUCCUCUAAAGUCCCCCCAAGGCCAGCAAAGACGACUGAUCCUAUACCCAAGAGUAGCCCUACCCCUCCCAAAGAGUCACCACAACAGAGACCAGUAGUACCUCCUCGGAGGCCGCCACCUCCCAAGAAAACCUCUUCCUCUUCCAGGCCCCUUCCUGAGACCAAAGUGCCACAUCGAGAGGUGAAUGAAGUCAAGGCUGCUCCAGCUCUUGGCCGACCCAUGCUUGUCCCUCCAAAGGCCAAACCUUUCCUGCCUGGUCCAGGAGGCCAAGAAGAGGUCAAAGCAAAAAGUGGGCUCGGGCCAAAAGCAGCAACCAAGCUAGGAGAGGUGAGGGAGAAGCCAGCUGCUAUACCUUUCCCUACUGCGGAAGUCCCCAAAGAUACACUAUAUGUGGCUAUGGCUAACUUUGAAGGGGAUGAAGAGACCAGUGGCUUCCAGGAGGGGACUGUGUUUGAAGUACGUGAAAAGAAUAGCAGUGGCUGGUGGUUCUGUCAGGUCCUAAGUGGAGCGCCUUCUUGGGAAGGCUGGAUUCCUUCCAACUAUCUAAGAAAGAAGCCAUAGUUCCCAUUGUCCUUGUAGGAUCUAUCCCACCAAGAUCUCCAUUGGUUUUACCUGGGUAUUUAAUUAGCUUCUUAACUUAUCGUUUUCUACAAGGCUUUAAAAGGAAAAGAUACCAGAGUGCAUUGGGCUUUCUCUUGAUUCCUAAGCAGGAAUGAUCAUGGAGAGUACAUCCCCCAGCCUCAGUGCAAUUUAAUUCAGUUCCUUGGCAGUCAUCCCUCUUAUAGGAGAUUCAGUCCAUCUUCAAUGGUAGUCUCCAGGUCAAAUGUCUAACUCUGCUCCUAUUCCUCAGUAUCUCCAUCUGUAAUAUGAGGGGAUUGGAUGAAACGAAGGUCCCUUCUAUAUGUUUUCAGUUACCCAUAGAAAUUACUGCUUUAAGUGGUGGAAAUGGGUUCCUGUAGCUCUCACAUACAUAGUAUCCAAGAACCAGGAGCUACCGUUUCCCCAGAUUGUGCUAGUAUCUAGAAUUUAACUAGCAAAGACACUGGGAUACCAGAUCCCAGAGCAGACCUCUGAGCACCAAAAAGUUAAUCAGCCUUGAUCAGAUAUGAAGCCAGGCCCAGUGUCCCAGGGUAGGCCUUGCUGUGAUUCCCCUUUCGCAUGACCCAAAUUCGCCUUCUCCUUUUAGCCUUUCCUAAAAGGCACUCGUUCCCAAUUUUGUUGUUUGCAGAAAUACCUGCUGCCACAAAGGCCCUGUGUGCUUUUUCUAAUCUUGACAGGUCUUUCCUUCAUUAAGGUUAUGGUCAUAUUUGACUUGGUGAGGAAUAACCUUUACUCACAUGCCAUGGAAGUAGAAGAGGACAAGGACAGAAGUCUGCUAAACCUGCCCCUUUUUCCCUUUCUUUUUUUGUUUGUUUUUGCACUCUUGAGAAAGCUUUAUGUCCUAGAAGGGUGAUUCCUACCCUCGGGCAGCACAACAUUCAGUACAUGCUUUGGACAUCCCUUUAUCCCAGGGUAACCUAGAGCUGCUAUCAGCCACCUUUUUCUUUCAGUAUGGUGCUGUUUAGAUUUGGGAAUCUGUCCUUCAUGGACAGCCCAACUCUAAUUGGGGAGUAGAGGAAAAGAAGGCCCAAAAUAGGAAUUGAUGGCUAGCUGAUGCAAGCUAGGGCGACAGAGCCAUUGGACUCCCAAAAGCUAUGAGAAAGGGGUUCUAAAUAUUCCUUUUUCUACACUGAUCACAAAACCCUCCCCCGCCACACCGUCCCUUUCUCUACUUACCACUCCUUUUUCCUGAAUGUUUCUCUCAAUAUCUCAUCCUGAUUGUUCUUUAGGAUUCCAGGGGGAAUAGUUAUGUGUUAGGUCCACAGCAACUCAUUUUUUAUAUGAUGAUAGGAAAUGAUCCUAGCUUAGUGACGUUGGCAAGGUGAAAGGCCGGGAUUCAGUAACUACUGCAGCAGUUGGUGGUGGGGUUGGGAGUGGGAAGAAGAGAUAAGGGAAACCCCUGAAUGACUAGCCUCACCAAUCCCUAGCCCAAUCAUCAAUCAGAAAAUCCUCCUUAAGUGCCUACUUUGUCCCUUGUGUUAUGUUAGGGGCUGGGAAGACAAAGGCAAAAUAAAGCAGUCCCCGCCCUUAAGGAGCUUACAUUCUGUUGGGAAGUCAACAUGUACAAAGAAAAGUAUACACUAAAUACAAUGUCAUUGGAGGGGUGUGGUGAUGGGGCUGAUAGCUGGGGAUAUUAGGAAAGACUUCCUAUAAGAGGUGAGGUGACAUGGAGCUGAACUUUGAAGGAAAAAGGAGGGGGGUGAAAGUUGCCCUUUAUUCAGUCCAUUGGAUGGUGGCAAGAGCUUAGUCUGACUCCCACUAAUGCUCUGCUGCUCUCAAUACCCCACAUCUGUAAAGCAUCGAGUUUUCCAGUGUUUUUGCAUCUGUUAUCUCACUUGGCCUUCACAACCUCGUCAGUGAAGUUGGGCAACACUUACCCCACUUGACAGAUGAAUCACAGAGUCACAUUUUGUUAAUGUCACCCAGCCAAUUUGUGAGAUAACCAAGAUGAGGACCCAGCCAUCCUAACUAGUAGUCCAGAGACAAGACUGUCUCAGCCUAAAAGAAACGAGGACUAGGCAGCAUGAUUUCUUGGAAAGAGUGAUAGGUUUGGAAUCAGACAACUUGGGUUUGAAUUCCAGCUCUACCAGUUAAUACUUCUGUGAACGUGGGCAAGUCAUUUAAGAUCUAUAUGCCUCAGUUUCCUUGACUGUAAGAAUGAAGGGGUUGCACUAGGUGAUCUUUAAGGUACCCUCCAAUGCUAAAUUUGUGAUCCCAGGACCUCCUGUGGAAGGAACAGAAGGGGCAAGGGCUCCAGGUGACAGGGGAUACAUUUGAAAGCAGGAACAUACUUUCCUUCCUAUGGCUUAUUUCUAGGAACAAGCCAGCACUAGACUGCCCCUUUCAUUGUGUUAAUGGCCGUUUUCUUCAGAAGACAACUCCCCAUACACAUUUUAGAUUAGAAAGCUAUGGGUACAAAAGUCCAUUCUCUAAUCCUUAAUACUUCUAAAUGUGUUGCUUUGUUAAAGAAGUGGCCAUUAAAGGCCCUUAGAUAGGAAAAAAGACUUUAAUUCACAUUUUCCCUGGAUUCCACCAUGCAUGUUAAUCUCAUGUCCAUUAUUCAUCCCUUACUCUUAAGGGAUGUGUAGCCCUGGGGAACCUACCACCUAGUGCCCUGGGACUAAUAGACUUGAGUGUUUCUCCCAUUCCUGACUAGCCCCAUCUAGCACUGUCCUCAGAAACCACUUGAGAAGAUAAGCAGAGAAUACAGAAUCCUCGAAACUCUGAGAAUAACCUUUGCAAGUCUGAGCACCCAAAUCCCCUCUGUCAUUCCUAGACCCUAGUUAUCAGAGAAAGGAGCUACAUCAAGUUUGGUCGGGGUUGAGCUAAUUUUUUAAUAAAUGUUCCUUUUGCUAGCUUACCUUAUGCCUUCCUGAAUUUGGCUUCGUUUUGGAAAGGAAAACCACAUGUUUUGUUCCAGUCUUGCUUCCUAGUUUCAUUCAUCCAUUCACCUAAUGUUUACUGAGUGCUUAUUAAAUGUAAGAUACCGUACUAAAGCACUGUGGCAGAUGCAUAUGUGAAUAACACCCAAAUCCUCGGCCUUAAGGAUCUUCGAGGUUUCUGCCAACCUAAGGUGGUUUGACUUCCUGUCACAGUCAUUCUGCAGCUGGUGCCUAUCUAGGGGCAAUUGGGCCACCUCCCUCUUCAUCUGUGUUCUAGGGAUUUAAUUGCAAAUUGAAGUCAUUGCAUUGUGUGGUGAUCCUUACAUCAGAAGCCAUAUUUCCUUACUUUCUGCAGCAGCCUUUCAGUUUGAAUCUAUGGCCCAGGUCCUCAUUUGUCUUUUCUCUUUUGUUUCACUGAUGGAUACUUCCCCAAACAGGUGGAGUUCAGUGUGAUCUGAUGCUAUGACUGAGGUCUUUUUCAUUCUUGCUUGAUGACAUGUUUACAUAAUCCCCUGGGAUUAUUGCAAUAAUUUCAAGGAUCUGUGAUUUAGGGUGGCAUGGGUACCCCUCUGCUGCCUUGGAAGAUGUUCUUCGUGAGCUGCCAUGGCUGAAAAAUCCACCAUGCUUCAGUCUCCUGGGUGAUGAGCCUCUUGUAACAUAGCAAAGCCGAUCUUCGGAUCAAAGACAUUCAUUCUGUCAACAAGCCUCUUUGUGACUUGCAGAAAAUGGUCAGCAGUUGACUCAAAAAUGCAGUCUUCAGUCUGUUGUGAAAGAUUCAGAAGGGCUAUCAGCAACGUUUUUAUGAAAUCUUUUUUUAAAAAAAAAUCAAAUGAGCAUUAAUCUUAUCAUAGAGACUAUACAUUCCCUACACCACCCAAACAGGUCAAAGGACAAGUUAGCUUCUUGCAUAACCUGAUAUCCUGCUCUGGACCAAAAUUCCAAGCUAAAUGCCAACUCAAGAGACACAGAAAUGUGAUUGGACUUCCAUGUCCCGGUUUACCAUACCACACUAUGUCAAAUAACAGAUCUGCUGUACUAAAACUUCUUGGGAAGAAUCUGCAUCGUAGAACAACCAGUUUAUCUUUUAGCCUCAAUCUUAAUACCUCUGUGACAAGAAUAUUUUCCACAUUAAGUUGUAUUCCCAAACAGUGUUGUACAGGGGAAAGAGAAACAGAUUUGGAAUCCAAUACCUGUGUGACCUUGAGCAGCUCACUUAACUUCUCUGGCCUCAGUUUCCUCUUCUGUAAAAAGAGGACAUUGGAAUAGAUG
This is a messenger RNA of Trichosurus vulpecula (common brushtail), 6923 nucleotides long. RefSeq names its product SH3 and PX domains 2B (gene SH3PXD2B). NCBI's taxonomy places the organism in Eukaryota, Metazoa, Chordata, Mammalia, Diprotodontia, Phalangeridae. Bases 1 to 2733 code for a protein of 910 amino acids. The record is from RefSeq and is a predicted model, not a curated record. Gene Ontology annotation, biological process: superoxide anion generation. Gene Ontology annotation, molecular function: phosphatidylinositol binding; protein binding; superoxide-generating NADPH oxidase activator activity. The transcript has 13 exons.